Chanos chanos (milkfish) is the source of this 1146-nucleotide messenger RNA. Its product is annotated as putative selection and upkeep of intraepithelial T-cells protein 1 homolog. The coding region runs from base 1 to 1146 and encodes 381 amino acids. NCBI's taxonomy places the organism in Eukaryota, Metazoa, Chordata, Actinopteri, Gonorynchiformes, Chanidae. Gene Ontology annotation, molecular function: signaling receptor binding. The record is from RefSeq and is a predicted model, not a curated record. Gene Ontology annotation, cellular component: external side of plasma membrane. The transcript is spliced from 7 exons. Gene Ontology annotation, biological process: regulation of cytokine production; T cell receptor signaling pathway.
AUGUGGGCGUGGGUGUUUGUCCCUGUACCUUUCUGUCAUGCUGAAGUUCCAGAGACAUUCUCUGUGCUGGUUCCUGAUGGUCCAGUUUCAGCCAAGUUGGGAUCCUCUGUGGUUUUGCCCUGUAGUCUGUCUCCUUCCUUCAGUGCUGUGGAGUUGGAGGUGCGCUGGCACAGGCCCAAUGAAUUCAACACCCCAAUUUUAUUGUACAAGGAUCAGAAGAUCCAGGAGAGUCCUGUAGACCCUCAGUACAGGGACAGAGUGUCUCUGAUAGGGAGUCUGGAGGAGGGGAAUGUGUCUCUGAAACUGGAGAACAUCACACUGUCAGACAGAGGAGAUUAUGAGUGUUACGUCAGUAGUGGAACUUGGUACGACAGGGGGAGGGCAAUGCUCACAGUAAAUGUCCUGGGCUCUGUUCCAGUCCUCUCUUACACUGAAACAGGAGGAGGAUAUUUGAAUGUCACCUGUGUGUCAGAUGGAUGGUCACCACAGCCCACAGUAACCUGGAGAGACAGAGACGGGAAUGAGAUAAAAAAAAAUAGUAAUGUGAUGUAUGAGAAAGAUAGUGAUGAUCUGGUGAGUGUGAGUUCUUGGCUGCUCUUCUCUCCCUCUGAGUCAGAGUGGAUCUCCUGCUCUGUCAGUUUAUCUGAUCAGGAGGAGAGAGAGAGCAGAGUGAUGCCACUCAGAGAAGCAUGGAGAGCAUUUAUUGUCAUGCUGGUCAUCAGUCUGUUGGCCUUCAGUGUCUUAUUCAUCCUCUUCAUUUUAUACAAGAGGAAAGAGAAUCUCACAAUGGACACAUCUACAUGCCACAAAGCUCUGACAGUUAGAAACAAUGGAAAGGAAGUGAGUUUUGUAAAACCAUUAUUCCAGAAUAACAGUCCUUCAGAGCUCAUGGUUGAUGUUCUGUGUGAAGAGAAGUUUGAGUCAGGCUGUCACUACUGGGAGGUGAUUGUGUUAGACAGACAGAAAGCUGUUCCACUGAAUCUGUCCUGUGCUAUGGAGCUGGAGGUGCGCUGGCACAGGCGCAAGACGUUCAACACCCCAAUUCUGAUACACAAUGAGCCAGAACUACAAGAAAUCUCUUUAGACCCUGAGUAUAGAGGCAGAGUGUCUCUGAUAGAGAGUCUGGAGGAGGGAAUGUGUCUCUGA